This is a messenger RNA of Coregonus sp. 'balchen', 2262 nucleotides long. The record is from the annotation of a GenBank genome assembly. Lineage: Eukaryota; Metazoa; Chordata; Actinopteri; Salmoniformes; Salmonidae.
AUGUCUCCAACUGAGCACAAUGGCCUAUCUCAGCCCUGUCCAGACUUCAGGACCAAGGGCCAGAUGAACGAGAAGGAGCAUUUCCACAUCCUUCCCCAGCUCCAGGUCAAGAGGGCCGACUUCCUCACCGUCAUGCUGACUGGCACCCUUCCUCAGCGGCGAACCUUCGCAGUGGCUCUGCCGGCAGAGAACGAGGUCCAGGAGCCCCAGGGCCCGCGGGACGAUGAUGUGACCAAGAGUGAGUCAAACAGUGAGGCCAGCCAAAAAAGCACAGAGCGGAGCCAGGAUGGAGCCCCUGAUACCCUCAUGGCCGAGGACGGUCCCAGGGGCCCCCGGGAACCCGCCUCUGCCGCAGAUGCCGACCCUGACUUGGAGGACGGCUCCAAGACCCUGGUUCUGUUCUCACCGGGGGAUACCCGGAAGUCUCCAUCCACUGGGGGGGAACACGCCCUGCUGGAGGUUGACUUUGGGACGCCGUCUGCCUCUACCCCUAGGAACGAUAUGCCUCUGGUGGGUGCGGGCAGCCAGCCAGAGCUCUCCUUCACACUGAGGUCGGACUUGAGGCCAUCCACUCCUAUCGCCCCCGCGUCUCCCCCCUUCACCAAAGUCGAGCGCACCUUUGUCCACAUUGCAGAGACUUCCCACUUUAAUGUCAUGUCUUCCAGAGGUCAUACCGCAAAGGAGAGCAGCAACCGCUGCGACCUCUCGGACGUUACCCAGGAGGCCUCACCAUGGAAAGGAGACACCCGUGACCAGACCGGACAUGUCGAACAGGGUAAGCAAUCCCAGAGUCCUUCCAGAGAGCCCCAAGCCCAUUCUAUCCCAGACAUGACCUGGGAGAAUGGUUUCACGCGCACCAAACCGGACGACCGCCCACCGCUGGUCUUCGUCAAGUCCUUGGAGCCUGUCCCGGAAGCCAUGUCGCCCAUUCUGGAACACAAAACUCUCUCUGCAGAUCCCAACAAGGGGCCAUUGUCUACCGAACGUGUUGCCGAGUCCAACGCUGAACUACCGCAUACUGCCCUCAGGCCGAGGAUCAAAAGCCGCAUCCCGGUUCUACUGUCUGAAGAGGACACAGGCUCGGAGCGUUCAGCCUCACUCUCUGCCCGGGCACGACUACGGAAGAGAGCCCGGCAACUGGACCUGGCACGCAUGGUGGUGCAGAAGCAGCAGGGCCGCUGGAUGAGGCUGCCCUCUGGGGACAUCCUCCUCGCUGUCCUCCGGCGACGGGAGGGCCUCCGAGACGCUCUCCACCACCGGCUCGGAGGAAGACACCCACACCUCGGACGAGUCCCUGGCCAGGAGGAGCUCAUGUCUGAAGGCCAGGGCAGGGGCUGGAGGGGACCAGGGCCAGACGGAGUGGCGCAGCAGGAUCCCUAGGCCCGUCACCCCCAUCAAGAGGCCCUCGGGGUGGCUGGUGGCCGCCAUGCCCUCCCCUCUCACGCUGCUAGGAUCGGGCAUUUGUAGAGAUGCAUCCACCUUUGAUAAUGGGUAAGUAGUCUUCACAACAUCAUGUUUGCAAACAUAACAUUAUAACAUUGUAUGGCUCAUUGGUUAUCGCAGUAAUUGCAAAGACCCUUGAUUAUUUUAAUAUAAUUUAUGAAAACACUUCUUUGCGGUGCCAAAUAACGAGAGUUUAGCCAUUGCCAUUUCUGUCAAAGACGGUCUGAUUUCUGUAGUUUAUAACCUAAACUUAAUUUGAUUGGUUGAAAGGUGUCAUGUUACUUUAAAGUUUUGUUAUGAUUUUUGUGAAAACACUUGAAAAUGAUGACUUAUCAAAGGUUUCCGGGGGGAAGGAUGAACUCUUAUUCCACCUAUUCUCAUUUCAGGCUCCAAGUUCAGAAAAUAGGACUGAACACUCUCCCGACCCAGAGGCGGUCUCAACCUCUGCAGACCGGCUCCUCCUCUUCCAUCUCCUGUCCGAGGCCCUGUCCUGUCCCCGCCCAGCCCUGCGGCAGCCCCCGCAUGCCCCUGCGCUGCGUUUUCGUGACCCGACGCAGCCUAAGCACCUCCCACUGCAGGACAGACAGCCCCUCCCCCCAGCGUGUCCGUCCAACUAGACAGUCCCUCUCCGUCCGGCCCACAACUGCCCCUCCGCUCCGGCCCAGGGCUAAUACUACUACUACCACUAUGAAACGGGCCAAUUCACAGGACCCCUUUACCCAGGCGUCCACCGCUAUGCCUGCCAGAAUCCGAGCCAAAUCCACGGGCCCCGCCAAAACGAAACAAAGCACAGGGGACAAGAUGGCUGCCGCGAGAUAG